This is a messenger RNA of Sitodiplosis mosellana (orange wheat blossom midge), 910 nucleotides long. It is a transcript of the gene mRpL16, whose product is annotated as 39S ribosomal protein L16, mitochondrial. The transcript has 3 exons. Lineage: Eukaryota; Metazoa; Arthropoda; Insecta; Diptera; Cecidomyiidae. Gene Ontology annotation, cellular component: mitochondrial large ribosomal subunit; ribosome. The coding region runs from base 99 to 830 and encodes 243 amino acids. Gene Ontology annotation, molecular function: structural constituent of ribosome; rRNA binding. The record is from RefSeq and is a predicted model, not a curated record. Gene Ontology annotation, biological process: mitochondrial translation.
CAAUAUAUUUCACAUACUUGCCAACUGUCACUCGCACCUAACCUCACUUUUAUUCAUUUUUCGUAUUUUCAACACACAGUUCACGGAUCCGCUGAAAAAUGUUUGUUUUGAAAACAUUCAACACAUUGGCGAGCUUGGCUCCAAAGGCCUCGACUCCGCUGCUCAUUCAAAGUGCUGGUCUGAAGGAUUUUAAACCGCUCAAAAGUUAUGAUGGUAUCGAAAUUCCAAAUAAGCCAAAGUUGCGAAUGAUGCUGAAAGUGCCACAGUAUACGAACAUUCGACCGCCUCGAAUGCAAAAGCGAUUGAUUUUGAUGCGAGGACCUGAAGUCGAGCACAACACGCAGCUCGUUCACAAGCAGUUCGGAGUUAUCGCAUUGAUGGGUGGUCGUAUCAAGUAUCCACACAUUGAAAUGGUUCGAUUGAGUAUUGGUCGUAAGAUGGAUACAUCGCGAAUGUUUGCCGUUUGGCGUAUACCCGAACCGUGGCAACCGUUGCACAAGAAAGGUGUUGGUGUUCGUUUGGGCGGUGGUAAAGGAUCUAUCGACCAUUAUGCCAUUCCAAUUCGUGCUGGCCGAGUGAUUCUUGAAAUUGGUGGUGAUUGUGAAUUCGAUGAAGUUAAGAGCAUGUUGAACCACGUUGCUGUGAAUCUACCAUUUAAGGCGAUGGCCGUGUCGCAAACGAUGCUCGACGAGAUCGAACAGAAAAAAUUGACGGACAAAAAGAGAAACUUGAAUCCAUUCACCAAACAGUAUGUCAUUCAAAAUAACCUGAACGGAUGCCACAAAUGGCUUGGAAAAUACGAUCAUCAUUGGUUCGGUGAAUAUCUGUGAGAUGUGAGACGAUUAUUACCUGUAGAUGAAAUGAAACAAUCGUUCCGUGUUUUAUAAAUAAAAUCCAAUUUUGAAUUAAA